Molecule: messenger RNA, 559 nt
Organism: Phaedon cochleariae (mustard beetle)
Lineage: Eukaryota; Metazoa; Arthropoda; Insecta; Coleoptera; Chrysomelidae
Source: the annotation of a GenBank genome assembly
CAGGAUCUCGUUUUUAUAACGCGUUCGGUUCAAUGUCAAGAAUGGAUAUAAAAAGCCGAAGAAAUUUGAAACCCGCAUCAGUUCUCAUCAGUCAGUCUCAAGACUCGCAACACAGACCUAUUUCUUCAAGAUGUUCAAAUUGGUGGUGUUGUCUGCUCUCGUAGCCCUUGCCGUAGCUAAGCCCAGCGGAUUGCUGCACACCUCAGUGGUAGCCCCAGCGAUAGCUUACUCAGCCCCGAUUGCCGUACCAGCAGCUGUCAGUCACAGCUACAGGAGUGACGUCAUCAACCGGCCAAUCGUAGCUGCCUACUCUGCUCCCAUUUUGGAAAAUGUCGUAGCUCCCGUACAUCUGCCAUCCGCUGUGAGCCACAGCUACAGAAGUGACGUCGUCAGCAGCCCAGUGGUUGCUUCGGCGUACGCAGCCCCAUGGGCUUAUGCUGCCCAUGUGCCUUCUAUCCACGCUUGGUGAAGAGAGGACUGAUGGAAUUCGACCAAAAUUUCUGUUUUUGAUAUUUGAUAUUUAUUGAAUAAAAAAUCUAAAUAAAAUUAUGGAUUAGAG